Messenger RNA from Closterium sp. Yama58-4, 2742 nucleotides. The record is from the annotation of a GenBank genome assembly. NCBI's taxonomy places the organism in Eukaryota, Viridiplantae, Streptophyta, Zygnematophyceae, Desmidiales, Closteriaceae.
AUGGAAUCGAGCUCCGCGAUGGAUCCGACGCCAGGUUCUCGGAGUGCGGGAGCCAUGGCUGGACUUCGGCUAUCUAGACUAGACGUUGAUGUUCUUAUACCAGCAGCUGCACAUGGCCAUCGCCUCUUUCCGCCGCGUGACUCAAGUUUCCGAAAUUCGUCUUCUAAUUCCGUAUCAGCCGUCGUUUCGCCAUCUCGUGCGCCACCAUCCGCUUCCCGCUUCGCGCAUCUUCGCUCCAGCGAAUCCCAAGCUCGGUCCGUCACACUCGCAGGAGCAAGAAUCUCUUCAUUGCACUCGCAUCGUCGGUACCGGCUUCGUGCGCUGCCGGGAGGCUCGGAGUCGACAACAACUGUAGCGGAGGAGAAGGAGAAUGGCGUUGGGGUUAGAGCUUCCGAGGACCAGCAACGACCGAGCACUGACUCUGACCAAUCAGGCUCUCCUAAAGCAGAUGCUUCUCCAUCUCCCCCGCCUCCUCCUUCCAGUAUGAAGAGUCUCGACGCGUACUUUGAAAAGCUGAAUGAGCCUGCUGCAUCGCCUGCCGCCAGCGCGACUUCGUCAACGUCUACCGCCGCCGCUGAUACGAGCAGUUCGACGGAGAAGAAGAAAGUGACCAAGGACUUUCAAGCACUGAGCUCCUUAAAUUCGUACUUCGACAAGCUCAACGCUGGUAAAGAGAAGAAGUCGGACGCUGAUUCCAGCGCAGCACCAGCCGCCUCGCAAGCAUCCACAGCCCCCACAUCUUCAACAGCGCUGGCUGACGUCAGCAGCAAGCCCGCGGAGGCAGAGAAAACGGAGAAGGCAGGGAAGGCGGAGGAGAGCAGCGGAAGCAAGGAUCUGAAGGCGGAGGAGGUGGAGGAGCUUAUCAGGCGGAUUGUGGAGGACGUGGAGAAGAAGAAGGGCAGUGGCGCGCUUGACACCAAGGUGUCGGACCUGACUCUGGAUGCCAUCAUGGGUCCGCGCAACCUGCUGGACGACUGGAUCUCCGCCAGAGCGGCCGUCAGCGCUCCCACCGCCGUCUACACGCUAGUGGCAAUCAACAUCGCCGUGUUCCUGUUUGAGCUCGCCAGUCCCGAGGCGGUGCCAGGAGUGAUCACCACGUCGCUGCCAGCGCUGCUGGCCGCCAAGGUCAACCCGCUCAUCGAGGCCGGCGAGUGGUGGCGCCUCCUCACGCCCUCCCUCCUCCAUGCGGGCAUCAUCCAUCUGUCAGUGGGCACCUUCUUCCUGCUGGGCAUCGGCAGUGUGCUGGAGUUCGCCAUCGGCCCGCUGGGUCUGCUCGCAGUGUACCUCUCCUCCGGCCUCGCAGGCAACAUCGUUUCCUUCCUGCAGACGCCCGAUGUCACCGUUGGCGGCACGGGUCCGGUGUACGGGAUGGCAGCGGCGUAUGCAGCGUUUCUGAUAAAGAACCGGGAGGUGAUCGGCACGGAGACGGCGGACAGCAAUGUGCGCGAGUCGCUCAUCAUCGCUGCACUCUUUGCCCUCUUCGCCAACCCCCUGCCCAUUGACCCCUCCACACACGCUGGAGCAGCAUUAGCAGGCUAUCUUUUCGGUAGCAUUGCAGCUCCAUCCAUGCGCAAAGUGAAGAUAUCCAAUGAGGAGGCAGCCAAGCGGCAACAAGGGCUGCUCAACUCUCUUCUCAGCCAGCGGACAAAUGAGGAGUCAUAUGAGCUGGUGGUAGAACCAGCUGACUCCAAGAAGCUGGCUGCUGCUUUUGGGGCAUCGAUGGCACUUUCACUGGCGCUGUUUCAGUUGUCGCAAGGAAUUCCGUUGAGCUCAUCAUGGAACGAGGCGGAGCGACGAAGGCAUGUGCCUGUACAGUCCGCCAUGGAGGCCAUGGAAGAGGCGACUUUCACGCCUCGUUACAAGUCGUGGGAAGCUCAGAGCUUCUUAAAGGAGAAUUUCCCUCGCAUGCCGCAGGUUCCCUCGCGGCCACUUGUACCUAGCGACAGGGCUGAUGAUUUGUCGCUGCGCAACCCGUUGAGAAGACUGGAGCGCAUGGGAUGCGGAUGGCUGGCCGUCCUGUUGGAGUGGGAGGGGGUGGUUAUCGAAGACGAUUCUGUUUUUGAACGCCAGGCGUGGAUAGCUCUUGCGGAAGAGGAAGGGCGACCGCAGCCUCCCGUUUGGGUUCUUAAGAGGGCAGAAGGCAUGAAGAACGAGCAGGUUAUUCGCGAGGUGCUCUGCUGGUCGCGCGACUUUAUGACUGUACGGAGAUUGUCGCAGAGAAAAGAAGAGCUGUAUGAACAGUUUCAGGGAGGUUGCUACAGGCUUCUUCCCGGCUCCAGAGAAUUUCUGGAAACUUUGAAGCGGUGCAAGAUCCCCGUGGCGAUUGUGUCGACUCGUCCGGCGAGAUACUUGGAGCGAGCUGUUGAAGCUGUAGGCAUGGAAGGUUUCUUCGAUGCUGUCAUUUCUGCGGAUGACGUGCAGAGAGGAAAGCCAGAUCCUGAGAUGUACCAGUAUGCGGCACAGCGACUGCAGUUUAUUCCCGAGCGUUGCAUCGUCAUCGGGAGCUCCAACUCCACCAUAGAAGCGGCCCACGAUGCGUACAUGAAGGUUGUUACCGUUGCAGGAAGGCACCCAGUGUAUGAGCUGGGUGCUGCGGAUCUGGUGGUUCGCAAGCUGGACAUGCUAUCCGUGGUCGACCUCAAGAACCUGGCAGAUCUAGAUUCGCCGGAAUUCACUCCGCCGCCUGAGCUAGAGCCGGAAUUAGAGCCGGAAACCAAGAGAACUGGCGUUGGCACCCUGUGA